AGUAUAUUUGACUGGAAUGUUAAACAACUGUUUCUAUAUUUGUCUGCAGAAUAUUCAACGAAAAACAAUGCUCUAAACCAAGUGGUGCUUUGGGACAAGAUCAUAUUGAGAGGAGAUAACCCAAGACUGUUUUUAAAAGGCAUGAAGUCAAAGUACUUCUUCUUUGACAAUGGAAGUGGUCUCAAGGGAAACAGGAACGUCACUUUGACUCUUUCCUGGAAUGUUGUACCAAAUGCUGGCAUUCUACCUCUUGUAACAGGAUCUGGACAUGUGUCUGUACCUUUCCCAGAUACCUAUGAAACCACGAAAAGUUAUUAUGAUACUGAAUCCUAA
This is a messenger RNA of Eurypyga helias (sunbittern), 333 nucleotides long. It is a transcript of the gene SPCS3, whose product is annotated as signal peptidase complex subunit 3 homolog (S. cerevisiae). The transcript is spliced from 3 exons. Lineage: Eukaryota; Metazoa; Chordata; Aves; Eurypygiformes; Eurypygidae. Gene Ontology annotation, biological process: protein targeting to ER. Gene Ontology annotation, cellular component: signal peptidase complex; membrane. The annotation marks the transcript as partial. The record is from RefSeq and is a predicted model, not a curated record.